This is a messenger RNA of Leptomonas pyrrhocoris, 3197 nucleotides long. RefSeq names its product putative mitochondrial cardiolipin synthetase. Bases 948 to 3197 code for a protein of 749 amino acids. Gene Ontology annotation, molecular function: catalytic activity. NCBI's taxonomy places the organism in Eukaryota, Euglenozoa, Kinetoplastea, Trypanosomatida, Trypanosomatidae. The record is from RefSeq and is a predicted model, not a curated record. The transcript has a single exon.
GCCACUCGUGCUAUGAGGCCGAAUAGAGUACUCGACUAACACCAAAGAAACGAGGGGGGCAAAAGAACUUCUACGCGAGCACAAAGACCAACAAAAGUACUCAGUUUCCCGACGAAAGAAGAAGACGAAUAUCCGCGACAACAGAACACGAAAGUGUCAACUGUGUCAGCCGAGAUCGUAUUCGAUUGAAAAAAAAAUAAUAAUUAACAUACACAUUAGCGCCACCGUGGGAUUGGAAGGGAAUAGUUCUUCACUUUUAUUCACAUUGGCGGGCAUAUACUACUAACGUUUGUUUCUUUGUAUAAGCCGAUAACAUGCAUCUCAGUUCAUUUCUCGAACUUAUUUGUGUGGCGUAGAGCUUUCUGUGGCGCGCGUUUGUGUAUCUACACGCUCUGGCGAAGGAAAUAAGCUCUUCCGUUGCAGCGGCACUGUUAUCCUAUACUUCAAGUGCGGCCGCUUUUGUUUAUUCAUAUCUAGAGAGCGAGGUUUUUUUCCCCUCACGUGUGUAGGUAAUUUGUUCUCCUGUUGUUCGUUAUACCGCUUUGGAGGUCGCCAUUCUAAGUAUUACUGAACUUAUCCACAUUAUUAUUAAUAUUUGCUCUUCGUGUUUCACGCACGCGCUAUUCUCUCUUUUUUUUUUUGAGAUUCUUUCGAGUUCAGCAAGUGGGAAGAUAAUGGCACCGAAACAAAACUUCCGUGCUUUAAUUCAAAAUUUCGGCGUAAACAAAGUCAAGAACUCACCGAAGAAUCGCAUUCAGCAUGUCGCGCAAACGGCUCGCCAGUCGGCGGGUAGGAGCGACACAGCAGAACAAGAAUCCCCACCACCAUCAUCAUCAUCAUCAUCAUCAUCAUCGUACGUGAACAACACGAAGGCAAAUGCGCACGACAGCAACGCAGCAACCUCGAGCGCGUUUUCCACCGCCUCUGAUCACAGUCCUUUGGUGUCAAUGCUCGGACUGCAUCCAUGGAACGGCAAAGGCAACGCCACCGAGGGCGGCAACACACUUUCGUUGCUGGAGCGCCUGCAGCAGCGGCGCGUGCAGUUUCAAACGACCGCAAAUGUGCGGGAAAAACUGCAGCAGGCGUUUCAUACCGCCGUGAGCGCCUACGAGCAGCUUUCCGCCUCUGCCGCACGCACGCUGGAGUCUUCUUCUGGGGCUCCGUUGACAGUGAGCUCUUCUUCUCCUUUUGAAAAUCGGUACACAAACACACGCCAUGGCGACCAAGCCAAGAACGACUCACGUCAUGACAGUCACCGGGCCGCAGACGCCGCUGCCGCCGCGUCGUUUUACUUCGACAAAAUGCAGUCCACCUUCCACGACGCGAAGCGCUACUACAGCGCCGUCCCGUUUGACAAGCGGUGGGAUGACAUUCUCAGCUCCCUGGCGGUGCUGGGCAAGGUGUCCGCAGGCAACACGGUGACUCCGUACCACGACAGCGCGAAGGCUUUCGAGAGCAUGUGGGCCGCCGUCGAUACCGCAAAGCAGCGGGUGCACUGGCAGACGUACAUCUGCAAGGAUGACUUUGUUGGGCAGACCACCGUGCACAAACUCGUGCAAGCCCACCAGCGUGGCUGCGACACGGAGCUGCUCUACGACUGCGGUGGCAACAUUUCUGGGCGAAGCCGACUCACGGAGGAGCUGACGCAGUGCGGUGCGAAGGUGAUCCCGUAUCGCCCUUUCUUCCGCAGUGUGUUGCGGUACUUUGUGAAGGGUCUGGACUGGAAGCGCAGUCCCGGUCUCCGCAACCAUCGAAAGAUUUUAUUGGUCGACUCGGAGCAGGGCUUCUGCGGCGGGUUGAACAUCGGCAACGAAUACUGCGGAACGGCUGUCGGCGGCACCGGCAAGUUCCGUGACACCCAGUGCGGUGUCACGGGACCGGCGGCGGCGCACCUGGCGGAGGUCUACCGCGACACGAAGCAGCCGCACCCGUGGAAGUACGGCUGGCGUCGAUGGCGGCAGAUCGCGUCGCAGCAGAUUACGCGUCGGGUGGAGGAGGGCCGCGCACGUAUGGCGCGCAACGAGUUCUACCGGGCCUUUCAGGCGGAGCGAUGGCGAAGCGGGCGGCGACUGCAGGAUAUUCCUUCUGCCUCGGUCAAGGUGAUGCGACUGCGCUGGCAGAAGCAGAAGAAUCAGCUGCGCACCUUGAUGCAGUGGAACAAGGCAGGGACGACAGAUGCCGACUUCGACAUGGAGGCGACGGAGAUCGCGUUGCAGAUGCUGAAGGAGCAGGAGCGCCGCACCGCGACGGACGGCACGGCGAAUGCAACGAAGAAGCCCACAUUGACUAUCACCGACAUUGACACCAUGCGAGAAAGCCUGCAAUCGAAACAGACCGGCCGAGUGGUGGCCGCUGCACCGCAAGACAACAACGUAACGGAGCCGGCGGCGAACGAGUUGAAGCCGCCAGGACCGAAGACAUCCGCGAUGCGCCGCAAGCUGAUGGCUGCGCGACGAGCGGCGCUCUAUCGCGCUACGGAUCUGCCCCACAAGCGGGCCUUCACGGAUAUGCUGCGCCGCAUGCCACUCCUGGAUGAGGAGCCGGUCCCGGAAGCGGAGAUGUACCUGCUGCGCCGUCGACCGACAACGCAAAUCCUCUCGUGCAACCCGCGCUAUCGCGAUUACUCCAUCCAGUACGCGCUGUGGCAGGUCACCCGCAAGUGCCACCGCAGAAUCUGGAUCACCACCCCGUACUACCUGCCCACGCGGAAGCUGUUCGCCGCGCUGAUGCAGGCGGCGAGGCGGGGAGUGGAUGUGCGCCUUCUUGCCGGGAGCAACCAGACAACGGACCCGUGGUUCAUGUGGCACGCGUCCAACUACAUAACGGAGCGGCUUCUCACGGCGGGGGUAAAGAUCUACGAGUUUAAGGGGGAGCAGAUCAUGCACGCCAAAACCGUCGUCGUCGACAGCAUGUGGAGCUCUAUCGGCAGCUACAAUUGGGAUUUGAUGAGCAAUCGCAACUUGGAGGUGUGCCUGUGCCACCUCGACCUGGCAGUGGCGAGAGAGAUGGAGAUGCAAUUUCUGAAGGAUUUGGCGGAGAGCGUCGAGGUACGACUGGAGGAUCACCAGCAGCGCUCCCGAUGGCUGCGCUUCACAUCUUGGCUGUUCUACAAGUGCGUCUUUCUGCUUGACCGCAUCGCUUUCCGCUCCUUCUCGAACGAGGAUGUAGUGGAUAGGCCCGGCGUCCCACGAAAGUAG